Molecule: messenger RNA, 553 nt
Organism: Mizuhopecten yessoensis (Yesso scallop)
Lineage: Eukaryota; Metazoa; Mollusca; Bivalvia; Pectinida; Pectinidae
Exons: 5
Coding region: 49-516 (155 amino acids)
Molecular function (GO): calcium ion binding
Source: RefSeq, a predicted model, not a curated record
GACACGAAGUGGUUGUAGAUAAGUGACAUUUGUUACCGGAGAUCCAACAUGGCGAGGUCAUCCAUACUUCUUCUGGCGCUGUGCGUUCCCCUAGUGCUGUGCGCAAACUCCCAUUCUCACGGUCACCAUGGCCACGCGGUAGAUUACACUCAUUACGUGGACGAGUUGUGGACCAACGUCAACUAUGACCACGACACACUGCAUUUUACGACGGUAGAGCUCCACGACUUUCUUGUGUUCGCCGACACCAACAAGGACGGUUCUAUUACCCGUCACGAGUACGUCACGGCCGCCACCAAGGACGCCCCGGACCUUACCGCAUUCUCACACGGACUAUUCGAUACGUUCGAUGCUAAUAACGACCAUCAUCUAACACUUGACGAUACUACCGCCCUCUAUGACCGCAUGGACAGCGACGGGGAUGGAUUCAUAACGAAACCCGAAUUUUAUACCUUUUGGACCAAUGUGCUGACAUCCCUUGCCCAUACCCAUGGCAAUGGAAAUUUGCUUGGAUAACUCUGUUUGUAUGUCAAAUUAUUAAACAAUACCCUAC